GCCGUUAAACACAUGAAAAAAUUAUUCAGUCCAUUUUUGUUGGUCUUUUUAAGACAUUUUACUAAAAUUGAAGAGGAGAAUAAACUAAAAUUAUGUAUCAUUCACUCCUGAUUGGAAAUAAUUUGCUUUUUUUCUGAUUUUUGCUGCUUCAGGAUUAUUCUACAAAAUAAUAAAAUAUGAUGGCUUCUGAAAAAAAUGCAGACAAUGUGGAAGUUUAUACUGUUUCUACUCCUGAAAGCUCUCCACAGAAAAAGGCAGGGAAUCAACAGAAAUUCUGGCACAUCGAUAAAGAAAUGAUUCGAUUUAAAUUGCACUACUUCUUAUUUAUUGGAGCUUUUGGUAUUUGCUUACCAUACAUAACUAUCUUCGCUCAAGUGAGAAUUGGCAUUUCUAAUUCUGCGCUUGCAGCCAUACUGACGGCACAACGUUGCAUCUUUAUCUUCACCAAGGUAGCCAUAGGAUAUAUCGCCGAUUAUUUCAACAAACUGAAGGCCACUAUCUGCAUUUUACAACUAAUUACGAUUAUUUUCUACUUGUCUCUCUUGGUUGUUCCAAAAAUCGAAAACGAAGAAGAAGUAACGACUUUUUAUAAAGUUGUUAAUAACGGAACCUGCUUUGAACUUUUCAAUAAUUCGAAAAUCUGUGUGGAAUGUGAAGUUAUACAAAAUAACAGCUCUGAAUCAACAGAAAUGGUGUACCAAAACCAUACCAUAAACAAUGAAUUUCAUUCUACCUCUCUUGCUCAUUUAUCAAGUAUUCUUAAAAAUUGCCUUGGAAACAACAAAAUGGUGUCUGAAAAUAGAAGCAAUGAUUUCAAUGAGUUAGAUUUGGAAAAAAUAAUGAAUGCUAUAUCUCUUAAACCAACUUCCUACUCAUGCAAGUUAUGUUGUAAAAAUACUGGGGAAUGCCGAACUAUUAGCAUUAAAAACUCCAAAACUCGCACGAUGGAAAUUUCAUCCGAAAGUGGUCAUAUCAACAAUUUCCAAACAUAUCAGUUCUGGCUUUAUGCAAUCCUCAGUACAAUUGCUAUGGCAUGCUCCAACGGUCUUUUCACCCUUACUGAUACUGCGUGUUGUGAAACAGUGCAAAAGACUGGCGCUCAAUUUGGUCGCCAAAGACUUUGGGGUGCUAUUGGUUGGGGACUGAUGUCUCCUAUUGGUGGACUUAUUAAUGACUAUACCGGAGAUUUUGCAGCUUCAUGGAUUAUGACAGCAGUCAUGUCGUUCAUAUCUUUAUUAAACAUGACUAAACUUAAAAUGGCAAAACCUCAGUUUUCGGAAAAUCUCAUGAAAGAUGUUGGCGCCGUUCUGGCGUCAAAAGAAUUCCUUGUUUUUACAUUCUGUGUACUACUGAAUGGUGUUGGGACAGGAAUAAUAUGGUUUUACCAUGUCUUGUUCUUGACUGACAUUGGUGGAAGUCGAUUCCUUGUUGGUAUGGUGAUGUUCAUUCAGUCCUUCGUUGGUGGAAUUCCAUUCAUGUUCUUUUCAGAGUGGAUAAUUAAAAAAAUUGGUCACUACAACUGCCUGAUUUUAUCACUUAUAGCAUAUUGCAUAAGAUUCUUCUGGUAUAGUCGCUUGUAUAAUCCAUGGCUUGAUCUACCCGCAGAAAUAUUUCACGGAUUCUCAUAUGGCUUAUUUUACACCAAUUUGGCUUCUUUUGCCAAACUUAGUGCCAAACCCGGAACUGAAGCUACAACUCAAGCGAUAUUAUUUACUGCUCAUGAAGGUGUAGGAAUUGGAAUAGGAUGCAUUGUAGCAGGGGUCCUCUUCGACGUCGUGGGAGGUCGCAGAACUUUCUUAUACAUGAGCAUAUAUUCCGGUUGUUCCAUCAUUCUAAGCAUCGUUCUGCAUUUCCUUGUCCGACAGAAAGGUGCCAUUACUGUGACUCCAGCCACAAAUACAUGAUCCGUUUCAAAGAAUCUGUUUACAAAUAUCAUUUCUACUUCAUUCAUCAUAAGUUCCAACGAAAUCGCUACCGUGUUUUCGAAUUCAUUACAUAAAAAAUAAUUCAGAUUGAUAAUAUAGGAUAUCUUAACAAUUAAGUGCAAUAAAUACUUAUAUAAAGUGACUAGAGCAGUGGAUGCUUUGAUUAGAUUACAGCAGUAAAUGCUUUGACUAGACUAGAGCAGUGAAUGCUUUGACUAGACUGGAGCAGUGGAUGCUUUGACUAGACUAGAGCAGUGGAUGCUUUGACUAGACUAGAGCAGUGGAUGCUUUGACUAGACUAGAGCAGUGAAUACUUUGACUAGACUAGAGCAGUGGAUGCUUUGACUAGACUGGAGCAGUGGAUGCUUUGAUUAGAUUGGAGCAGUGAAUGCUUUGAUUAGAUUAGAGCAGUGGAUGCUUCGACUAUAGUAAAACAGUGGAAUGUUUCGCUUUCUGUCGUACCUUUUGAUGGGUCCUUCUAUUUUCUAUUUUUGAGUCCCCCCCCCACCACCACCACCGUCAUACCUUCCCUCUUCUAACCACGUUGCGCUAAGGAGUUUUAUUGACAAUCAUAUGGUAUCCAACUAGGUUUAGAUACAAAUUUUAAAAAAAUAAAGCAUAGUUUUUACUGAGUCAAAUAACUGAAAUAGCUUUAAGCGGACCUAAUUAGGGGGGAAAUUGUAUAUAUUAUUCAAUUAAUUAAAUCCUUCAAUUAAUGAAAUUUUAUCAAAAGUUUCAGUGUUAUAAAAAACAGCAUAAUUGAAAAAAUAAUGGAAAUAUUUCGUUUUUAUUUCUCAUGCAUAGUUCUCAAACUACCACCUCCAUAUAGAAGUUAUUUUAAUAAAUAAAUAUUUUAUGAGAAUUUGAAGUUGUCGUUAAUAACUUUUCGUCAAUAUUUCUUUAUAUUUUUCAUUGAAAUGUCUAUAAAAUAUGACUAAAUACGACUAUUUUAAAAUCCGCUGUCUCUUACUGAAUA
This is a messenger RNA of Argiope bruennichi, 2901 nucleotides long. RefSeq names its product major facilitator superfamily domain-containing protein 6-A-like. Lineage: Eukaryota; Metazoa; Arthropoda; Arachnida; Araneae; Araneidae. The record is from RefSeq and is a predicted model, not a curated record. Gene Ontology annotation, cellular component: membrane. The transcript has 4 exons. The coding region runs from base 177 to 1904 and encodes 575 amino acids.